AUGGACAACCUCAAAACCCAUUCUGAAUAUGCUGAUCAACCUCAUGGGCCACAAGCAAAUGCCCUUUCUUUCGCUUUACCAACAGGUCAGGUCUUAGAUAGUCAUAUGAUUGGCCAACAGCACACAAAUCUGUCAUCAUUUUGGUUCUCCCUUGAGCAGCACAGGCUGCAGUUGGAUCAGGUCCUUCAACUCCAUAACGAACAGUUGCGGGUGUCACUGCAGCAGCAAAUAUCUAUGCAGAACGCAAUUCUUCUGAACCAUGUGGAAUCUGUGACAAGAGAUGUGCUGAUGCAAAAACAUGAUGAGAUAGCCAGCCUGAGAAUAGAGCUGCAGAAGAAGCAAGAGGAUCUAGAAACAACACUACAUGAUAGAGAUGAGUGGAUGAAGGUCGCUAUGGCUGCAUAUGAAAUUAAUCAGACACUUAUCCGUAUGCUUCGUAUCGUGCAGCUGGAAGCGAAUUCGCAUGUUUCAUCUAAUGAUCUAGAUGCUCCAAGUUAUAGAGGUGAAGCAUCGAGCAUGGCGAGAACAGCAGUGGAGACAACACAGCCCAAUCUGAUCUGUAAGGCUUGCAACUCUGAGGAAUCACGGUUCACCAGAUUAGGAACAGAGUCUAAGUUGCUCUUGAACAAUUGGUUGGCCAAAGUGCGCAACCUUAUUGCUCUUGGGCAGUCUCUUCCAUGGCUGCUCCAUUUCUCUUGA
Molecule: messenger RNA, 699 nt
Organism: Miscanthus lutarioriparius
Lineage: Eukaryota; Viridiplantae; Streptophyta; Magnoliopsida; Poales; Poaceae
Source: the annotation of a GenBank genome assembly